CACCACGACGACGACCACCAGCGAAAGCGCCGCGUGCAAAGACGAACCAUACGCCGCAGUCAGCAGUAUCGCCACGACGUCGCUUGCCGCUGCAUGUGCUGGGUUGACGAUGUUGGCGCGCAGCUUUCUUGCACCUCUCCUGCCCUAUGCGCCGAGCCCGUCAUAAGCACCUCCGUCCAUCCUCCGCUCCUGCUGCGGAACCAUCCCUUCGACGCCGUUGAGCAAUGCCUGGCCUGCCUGCCAGCGUUGAUCUCGACGAAUGCAUCAGCCGCCUUUACAAGAAAGAGCUUCUCGCCGACUCGGUCAUCGAGGCAAUAUGCGCCAAAGCGAAAGAGCUGUUGAUGAAGGAGAGCAAUGUCGUGCACGUACAAGCACCCGUCACCGUGGUCGGAGACAUUCACGGCCAGUUCUUCGACAUGAUAGAGAUAUUCAAGAUUGGGGGAUAUUGUCCUGAUACCAACUACCUCUUCCUUGGCGACUAUGUGGACCGAGGGCUGUUCAGCAUCGAGACCAUUUCUCUGCUGGUCUGCUUGAAGUUGCGCUAUCCAGAGCGAGUGCACUUGAUCCGUGGCAAUCACGAGAGCAGAGGCGUCACGCAAUCCUAUGGCUUCUACACCGAAUGCAGUCGCAAGUACGGCAAUCCCGCAGUGUGGCACUACUUCACGGACAUGUUCGACUACCUCAGUCUGUCUUGCGUCAUCGACGACAAGAUCUUCUGCGUGCACGGAGGCCUCAGUCCGAGCAUACACAGCAUUGAUCAAAUCAAGAUCAUUGACCGAUUCCGAGAAAUACCUCACGAAGGUCCUAUGGCAGAUCUAGUCUGGUCUGAUCCGGACGGCGAGCGAGACGAAUUCAGUUUGAGUCCUCGAGGAGCCGGAUACACGUUUGGCGCACAAGUGGUCAAAAAGUUCCUCGAAGUGAACAGUAUGAACCAUAUCCUACGUGCGCAUCAGCUGUGCAACGAGGGGUACAUGGUAAUGUUUGACGAUCGAUUGUCCACAGUCUGGAGCGCGCCAAACUACUGCUACAGAUGCGGCAAUUUGGCAUCUGUGCUAGAAGUAGGACCCGGCGGCGAGCGAAAAUGGAACGUCUUUGAAGCUGCGCCCGAGAACGAAGUCCACAGAGCAGAACAACAAAACCAGCAACAGCAUGCGGGGAACGACCCAGUACGAGACUACUUCCUCUAGAUGGUAGAGCAAGAACGACUUUCAGAUUCACAGCGCGAGAGAUACCACAAAUGUCAACACGAUUAUUCAGUCUUCGAACUUCGAGUACGUAUCGUGUUACGUACAGAUCCCCUGGUCGCACACUCACGCCUCUUACUACUAACAGCACUACUCACAUCUCUUCAAAAGCUUCCUCGAUCGUCCUCAGAUCGCUCUCCCGUUUCCUCACAACAUCCAGAACAUUAUCAUCUAGCUUCACGGUCUCCUCCCAGGUCAGUACAAUCGACUGUCGCAACUUGUGUCCGCGAUCAUCCCCGAUUUUGACGAGAGCGGGAAAUACCACUACCUCAUCC
Cercospora beticola is the source of this 1519-nucleotide messenger RNA. It is a transcript of the gene PPG1, whose product is annotated as putative serine/threonine-protein kinase PPG1. Gene Ontology annotation, molecular function: protein serine/threonine phosphatase activity. The record is from RefSeq and is a predicted model, not a curated record. Gene Ontology annotation, cellular component: FAR/SIP/STRIPAK complex. NCBI's taxonomy places the organism in Eukaryota, Fungi, Ascomycota, Dothideomycetes, Mycosphaerellales, Mycosphaerellaceae.